AUGGGGGAACCUGGAGAUGGGAAUAUCAAGGUCGUCGUGCGGUGUCGGCCGCUCAACUCUCGCGAGCUCGCCCGCGGCGCAAAGCCACUCAUCCGGAUGCAAGGCAACCAGACGUUCCUCGACCCGCCCGAGACGGGUUCAACGCAGGACACGAAGCGCGCGACGGAGCGCAAGACCAUGACCUUCUCCUUCGACAAGUCGUACUGGUCCGCCGGCCCGCGCGACGAGCCCGGGUACUGCUCCCAGCAGACGCUGUACGACGACCUGGGCAAGGAACUGCUCGACCAUGGGUUCUCGGGGUUUAAUGCGUGUAUCCUAGCUUAUGGACAGACGGGGUCUGGCAAGUCCUACAGUAUGAUGGGGUACGGUCCCGACAAGGGCAUCAUCCCACUAACCUGUUCCGAACUCUUCGAGCGCGUAAACCAGAAGCGGGCCCAAGAUCCCAAUCUCAACUUUACGGUCGAGGUUUCGUAUAUCGAGAUCUACAACGAGAAAGUGCGCGACCUGCUCAACCCCAAGAACACGGGGAAUCUCAGGGUGCGCGAGCACCCGAGCCUUGGGCCUUACGUCGAGGAUCUGAGCAAGCUCGUCGUCGGAAGCUACGACGAGAUGAUGACGCUCAUGGACGAGGGUAAUAAGGCACGCACGGUGGCGGCGACGAAUAUGAACGAGACGUCGUCCCGCUCGCAUGCGGUCUUUACUCUGCUCCUGACGAUGAAGAAGCGCGAUCAAGACACCAACUUGGACACGGAGAAGGUGUCGCGCAUCAGUUUGGUCGACUUGGCUGGAUCCGAGCGUGCAAACUCGACAGGAGCAACAGGCCAACGUCUGAAGGAAGGUGCCAACAUCAACAAGUCGCUGACAACGUUGGGCAAGGUCAUUUCUGCGCUCGCCAUGGCGAGUCAGUCGGAGGGAAAGAAGGGCAAGAAGGGAAAGGCGGAAGAGUUUGUCCCUUAUCGCGACUCGGUGCUUACCUGGCUGCUGAAGGACAGUCUGGGAGGCAACUCCAAGACCGCGAUGAUCGCUGCGAUCUCGCCCGCUGACUAUGAGGAAACGCUCAGCACGCUGCGCUAUGCCGAUCAGGCGAAGAAGAUUAAGAACAAGGCGGUGGUGAACGAGGAUCCGAACGCGAAGCUCGUGCGCGAGCUCAAGGAGGAGCUCGAGAUGCUCAGAGCUCGUGUGGCAGGAGCGGUUUCGGAAGAGACGUACGACCCUACCGUGCCUCCAGAGAAACAGAAGGUCACCUACCAGACUAAAGACGGGCGAAUCAAGACAGUGACCAAGGCAGAGCUUCAAGAGCAGAUGGAGGCCAGCGAGAAACUCAUGCAAAGCCUGAACGAGACCUGGGAGGACAAGCUGCAGCGCACUCAGGAGGUACAGAAGGAGCGGGAGAAGGCCCUCGAGGAACUGGGAAUUACGGUGGAGAAGAACCUUGUCGGCGUACAUACCCCAAAGAAGAUGCCUCAUCUCGUUAAUUUGAAUGAAGAUCCUCUAAUGAGCGAGUGCUUAAUCUACCAACUUAAACUCGGGAAGACAAUGGUUGGCCGUCUGGAUAGCGAACUACCCGCAGCAAUCCGACUGAGCGGAGAUAACAUCCGGGAUGAACACUGCUACUUCGAGAACACAGAUGGGAAGGUUGUCCUCAUAUGCAUGCCUGAUAGUAUCACGUUCUUGAAUGGAAAACAAAUUGAGUCAGGACAACCUUACAAACUACGUUCUGGAUUCCGGAUUAUUCUCGGCGAACACCAUGUCUUCAGGUUUAAUAAUCCGGAGGAAGUCCGCAAACGACGCGAUCGUGCUACAAUGAAGUCGAACAUGCAUCUCAGCGUCUCUGCGGGUGAACUAGCAGCCUCCAGCGAAAAUUCACCGCGCCCGGAUUCCCCGACUUCCUCCACAGACGAACAGUUCGAUGUCGACUGGAAUUUCGCCAAGCGAGAAGCGGCGUUGGCCCGACUAGGGUUGGACCCAUCUCUUGACAACAUGCCGGACGACGAUCUCAAUAAACUCUACGAGAAGAUCACCAAGGUGAAGACGAUGCGCGACCACAGCUCAAAAUCGAGACCGGAGAGCAGCAUGAGCCAGGUCGAUGACCUCUGGAGCGACACAAGUCGACCGCAACCAAGCGAAGCUAACACAGAUGACACUAGUCUGUACGCCGGCCCAAGCUGGGGUGGAAGCCCUGCUGUAGAUGGCUCUCUCAAGGACGUCCAGAAUCAACUCGAGAGUAGGCUUCAAGAAAUCGGUGGCGACUCCACUGAGGCGGAGGACCUGAAGAUUGAGAAGGAACACAUGGAGCACCAGCUUCGAUUAGUUAGGGUCCAGAUGAAGCGGCUGAUUGAAGCUCGGGCCAGAGGGGACAUGGAGACUGUUGGGCUCGACUUUGAGCCUGUAGUAUUCUCUGCCCGCCAGUUGAGACUGAUCAGGAAGGUUUUGGACAGGUGGAGAGCGCACCGAGCAUUCUCCAUGGCGGAGAUGAUUCUGACGAACGCGGUCACAAUUAAGGAGGCCAAUGUCAUAAGCAAGGAACUUGGAAAAGAAGUGGCAUAUAAUUUCAUGAUCGCCUCUGGAGGAUCGCUAGCUGCUCCAAGCUCUGCUGUUGACACCAUAGCUGGCCUUGACCAAUUCGGCGACGUCGCCGACCCAAUCCUCGCAUCUUCUACUCAGCCAUCAGUGGCCGUCAAGGUUCUCGACAAGAGGAAUAAUGCGAUCUGUGUUUGGUCGUUGGACCGCAUGCAACAUCAACUUCAGCGGAUGCGCAAUCUGACCACAUACAUUGAUCGCCCAUCCUACACGCAGCACUUCUCGUCCGACGAACCCUUCUUCGACUCCCCACCUCCGGAAUAUUCCUUCAUCGGCAAUGCUCUCAUUUCCCUAGCGACACUGUCUCGCAAAUUAUCUUCUUCCUCGACUGUCCCCAUCUUUUGUCGAUAUACGUCAGAGGCCAUAGGUUCAUGUCGGGUUGACAUCAAGGUGGUCAAUAUGAUUCUUUCCCCCAAAUAUCUCAAUGGAUCAUCCCCAUCUACGCGCUCCUCUUCUCCGGCACCUGGAGCAGUGCCACCCGGCAGCAAGUUGUCUUUUUUCCUAACGAUCGAUCAAGUCAAAGGGUUGUCCUCUCAUGACUUCCGUGGUGUGCACCUUCAAGUCCGGUUAUCAUCUUUUGUUGGGUCCUCCCUCGUAGCCGAAGAGGUCUUCCCAUCGAGUGCUCUGGAUAUGGACUCGUCAUCCUUAUCGGAGUUGAAAUUCAGGCGCAACUUUUCUAUAGUCACCACCUCGAAAGUCCUGAAUCAUCUUCGGCAAGGCUAUGCACCGAUCGAGUUUUUCGCCGCUCUCAAGCCCACCUAUCUAGAGCGGAUGGAACGGUGGGAUGAAAUGCGAGAACAGAAACAAUGCAUACGCCCGAAUCCGAGCUCUCCUCUCCAAGAGACAAGGCCUGCAACACUGCCGCCCAUGCGCCGUUCAGAAAACGACUUCGUGGUAGAACAAGUACAUGAUGUCGUGGCGUGGUUGCAAGUUUGCGAGCUAGGACCAGAUGGGUCAUACGUUCCAGUUCCAGUUAUAUCACAGGGCAGCCUUGACCCCGGGGUCUUUUCAUUACAUCAAGGCCUGCAGCGGCGCAUCGUCAUUUCACUGUCAUCACAUUCUGGCCUCCAACUGCCGUGGCAAGAGUUCACAAAAGUACGAAUCGGAAAUGUACGGUUACUGGACGCAAAGGGGCGCGUACAUGACUCCUCUUCGACAGCAUUGGUUACUCUUCCACUACUGAAAGAACAGAGCGUCGAGUUCAAGCCAGAUGGGUCGGGAUCUCUUUCUGCAGUGGCUCUUUGGGACUCAAGUGUUCAUGACUCAGUAUUGCUCAACCGCGUUACUGCAUCAAAUCAGCGAAUAUUGCUGCAGUUGACCUGGUCAGUCGCCGUCGAAACAUGCAGUGACCCCGUACAGUUCGGCAUGGAUGUCGCAAUCGCAAUGCAGACUCGCGAUGCUGGACCUCCUUCCAAGAUUCUCACGUUUUUCGGGUCGAACAAGAUCCUUUCUAAAACAAGCACUCUCUUCAGUGUGCGCUUAUCGCCUCCGCUCACGCGUUCUGCUAGAGACUUGUGGAGGCUUGAUACUUCGGAGAAAUAUGUGAGAGGCGAAGAGACUCUUGGAGUGUGGAAACCUCGCGGAAUAUCCGUCGUCGAAGACUAUACUCGCUUGAUCACGACAGAGCGGGGUGCCGCUGACGUCCAGGCCAUAAGGGUGAUAUUGGCCGCUUCUCCCCCGAAACCCAUUGCUCCGGAAACCUUGGCGUGGCGGACAGACGACCUGCUGCAAAAAUCUCUUUCCUUAUGGCAAAAGCAAUUUGGACAUCGUGGAAAGAUUGUCCUUAGUCAGGAACCUGUUGAGGCUGAGGAGAGCAUGAGCCCCUCACAGCAAAGCAUGGACACGGGGUCUCUCGACGGUCUGAAGUUGAUAUCUGAAACGAAAAUUGUACCGCGGAGCGACAGCGCGACGAAGAAAGGUCACCUGAUGAUCCUCACAGAUGCGAGCCAGGACAUCUGGGAACGAAGGUGGUUCGUUCUGAAGAGGCCCUAUCUUCAUGUCUUUGCUCAUUCAAAUGAGCUUGAGGAGACAGGUAUCAUUAGCCUAACUGGUGUUAAUGUGGAAAGUGACCCACACAAGGAAUCGUUACUCGGGAAACCAUUUGCAUUUACUCUAUUUACUGCUUCCAACUCUCAUGCCCUUGUGGCUCCCAAUCUAAAGGAACUACAAUCGUGGAUUGCUAAGCUGGACCCUACACGUUUAUCAUCUUAA
Molecule: messenger RNA, 4791 nt
Organism: Cyclocybe aegerita
Lineage: Eukaryota; Fungi; Basidiomycota; Agaricomycetes; Agaricales; Hemipholiotaceae
Source: the annotation of a GenBank genome assembly